CGUCCUGGGAGGAGCGAGGGGACGCGGAGGCGGGGCUUCCUGGGAGGAGCGAGAGCACGCGGAGGCGGAGCGUCCCGAGAGGGGCGAGCGCCGGGUGGGCCGGGCCUCCUCGUCCCAGGCCAGCCAGAGAGGAGGGCGCGGGCACAGCGCCACCUGUCCCCGGAGGACGAGGUCGGAGUCCUGUUCCAGGCGGGCCCCUGCUGUUCUAGCCUCCCAGGCCCGCACCGAGCGCCAUGGCCCAGCCACCGCCUGACGUCAGCGAGGACGACUGUCUCCCGGAGUACCGCCACCUCUUCUGUCCGGACUUGCUUCGGGACAAGGUAGCCUUCAUCACAGGCGGCGGCUCUGGAAUCGGGUUCCGGAUUGCUGAGAUUUUCAUGCGGCACGGCUGCCACACAGUCAUCGCCAGCAGAAGUCUUCCCAGAGUGUCGAUGGCUGCCAGAAAGCUGGCUGCUGCCACUGGCCAGAAGUGCCUCCCUUUAUCUCUGGACGUCCGAGCUCCCCUGGCCAUCAUGGCAGCCGUGGAGCAGGCUCUGAAGGAGUUCGGGAAGAUCGACAUUCUCAUUAACUGUGCAGCCGGGAACUUCCUGUGCCCUGCCAGUGCCUUGUCCUCCAACGCCUUCAAGACCGUGAUGGACAUCGACACCUUGGGCACCUUCAACGUGUCUCGCGUACUCUACGAGAAGUUCUUCCAUCGCCAUGGAGGGGUGAUCGUGAACAUCACUGCAACCCUGGGUACCCGCGGGCAGGUGCUCCAAGUGCAUGCAGGCUCUGCCAAGGCGGCCGUGGAUGCGAUGACACGGCACCUGGCUGUGGAGUGGGGCCCCCAGAACAUCCGCGUCAACAGCCUUGCCCCCGGCCCCAUCAGCGGCACAGAGGGCUUCCGGCGGCUGGGUGGCCCACAGGCCAGCAUGAGGGCAAAGGUCCUGGCAAGCCCCCUGCAGAGGCUGGGGAACAAGACGGAGAUCGCCCACAGCGCCCUCUUCCUGGCCAGCCCUUUGGCAUCCUAUGUGACGGGGGCCCUGCUGGUGGUUGAUGGUGGGGCCUGGCUGACAUUCCCUAACGACAUCCAGUUGCUGGCGGACUUCUCAUCCUUCUCUGCUAAGCUCUAGGCAGGGGACAGUGUGCUGCAGAGGAGCUGGUCCACACCUGCUCUCGGAUCCCUGCGACCUGCCUCCCGCCUGCCCAGCCUGAGCGCCAAACCUGACAAUUCCAACAAGAGUGUCUGAAGCAGAGACUGGCCUUUCCUCUAGGAACCGUGCUGCAUCCACAUUCCCUCCUCAUGGCCCUGUCUCCCAUGCAUGGGGGGCAGGGACUAGGCAGUGUGGCUGGCCUGCUGACCUGCUCACACACGCCGGGGAGGUCUGGGUUCCAGCGCUUCGAGAGUGUUGAGGAGGCCAGGACGCAGGGGUGUCCCCCUUGCACAACCCAGGGUCAGGGCUGUCCCGCCACCCCAGCCCCUGCCUAGGCUGGCCUCCUUUCCCCUCCUGCCUGCAUCCAGUGGGUGUCCUGAGGUGGCUCCCAUGGCCUGGGUGGAGAGAAGGGGGCAUUUCAGGCUAUCUUCUCUUCCUUGCUCUCCCGCUUUGAGACCUUUGCUUGGCAAAGAGAUGCCAAACUAGGGAGGCUGGAGAAGCGUGUUUAAGCCUCUCCACAAGACCUGUGUCCUGGGUCCUGUCCCCGGGGGUGUAGGCUGCAGAAGGGACCUCUGCCGGCCUCCAGUGACACGGGCAGGGUUGCUCCCCACCUGCCCUGGAGUCUGUCCUUUGCUGGGACAUCCCCAGAGGACUUAGUCCUUGGUCAUUUAGGGGCUCACUUUCUAGGUCCUCCAGGCGGCCUGUCCCCAUUGUCACCAGCACCCUCCCUCAGGCCCAGGGGGUGGGGGAUCUCUGGACCCUCAAUUCUUCCCCAAUGACCACUCUUUGACACACAUCCAGGCCAGGACCUAAGGCGGCCACUUGGAUCCUGGGCUUGUUUUCUGUGCUGUUUGUUACAAACUUCAAGGUGCUCAAAGCUGUUGGUCUGCCCUCUGGCUGGACAUGCGGCUUGGGUGCCCCCUUCCUCCCUGCCCCCAUCUGUACCGUCCAUUUGCAUAAGCAUGGGUCCUAGAGUUUUGCCAGAAAAUGCAUUUACUUAAAAAAUAAUCAUUUUCCUGUGAAAA
Lagenorhynchus albirostris (white-beaked dolphin) is the source of this 2158-nucleotide messenger RNA. It is a transcript of the gene DECR2, whose product is annotated as 2,4-dienoyl-CoA reductase 2. The record is from RefSeq and is a predicted model, not a curated record. Gene Ontology annotation, biological process: fatty acid catabolic process. The transcript is spliced from 9 exons. Gene Ontology annotation, molecular function: 2,4-dienoyl-CoA reductase (NADPH) activity. Bases 234 to 1112 code for a protein of 292 amino acids. Lineage: Eukaryota; Metazoa; Chordata; Mammalia; Artiodactyla; Delphinidae.